Messenger RNA from Cetraspora pellucida, 474 nucleotides. The record is from the annotation of a GenBank genome assembly. NCBI's taxonomy places the organism in Eukaryota, Fungi, Glomeromycota, Glomeromycetes, Diversisporales, Gigasporaceae.
AUGAAUGAAGCUCUUCAAAUAAUUGAUACAUCUAAAAUAACCUCUAAUACCAAUAAUGUUGAAAUAAGUGAAACUUUACAAGUAAAUGACAUAUUCAAAAUAUCAUUUUCUAAUAUUGAAAAUAUUAAAAUAAGUAAAGUUUCAUAUAAUAAAGAAACAUUUAAUAAUAACAAACAGAAUAAUAUAAUUGAAUCUGAACUUUACAGUAAACCUAACCAUUACAGUGAACCUAAAUAUUACAAUAAACCUGAAUAUUACAGUGAACUUGAAUAUUACAAUAAACCUGAACAUUACAAUGGACCUGAACAUUACAGCGAACCUGAACAUUACAGUGAACCUGAACAUUAUAGUGAAUCUGAACAUUAUAGUAAACCUAAACAUGACAGUGAAUCUGAACAUUAUAGUAAACCUGAACAUAAUAGUGAACUUGAACAUAAUAGUGAAUCUGAAUCUGAAAAACUUGUAAUCAAAUGA